GAGAGACUAGGCAAGUGUAAACCUUGCAGAAAGGCAGAGAGUGAGAGAUAGAUUGUAAGUGUAAAUAAAAGAACGGGGAGGGAGAGAGGGAUCGAGAGAGAGAGAGAGAGAGAGGCAAAAAGCGAGGGCAUGGUAAAAUAAAAGCCUAAAGGGCUGACUGAGAGAAAUGUAUAUAUAGAUAGAUGAGGAGAUAUAAGAAGAGGGAGCGCUGAAGAGGCAGAAGAGCGAGAAAGAGAGAGAGAGGGAGCUGGAGAGACUGUUUUAAGAGGUGCACUGUCGGGGCUAAGGGCGAUCCCAGACAGAAUCAGACCGAGAGACAAAGAAGAGAAGAGAGACGUGGACACCAUGUUGAGGAGGAAGAGGAGCGUGUCGUUCGGGGGGUUUGGGUGGAUUGACAAGAGCACUGUCAGUGCCCUCAGAGCACGCAAACAGGAGAUGCUGACCAUCUCCAACGUUCCACUGGUAGACUGCCCCCCUUCUCCUCCCCGCACCGCUCCCCCCACCAUCAAGACGGCCCAUUUCUUUGACAUGAUGGAGAAGAUGGAGCAGGUGCCAGAGGCUGCAGAGACCAGGACAGGGCCUCAGAGACUAAAGGAUGACUACAUCCCCUACCCAAGGAUAGAUGAGGUGUUGGAGAGGGGGGGCCCAUACCCCCAGGUCAUCUUGCCUGAGUUUGGGGGCUACUGGAUCGAGGACCCUGAGGCCCCCACCCCCCCGCCCCUGUCCCUGGAGAUAAGCCUCUGUGAGAGAGACGAGGGAGGGGGAGGGGAGGGGGAGGACACCCCCCCAGGGGCUUAUGGGUACCGCCUGGAAAGCAACGACGCCGCCCGCGCCUACAGGAAACACUUCCUCGGCAAGGAACACUUGAAUUUCUACUGCAUGGCCAGUAGUCAUGGCAACCUCAUUCUGUCACUGAGGCAUGAAGAGGUGAAGGAUCAGGAGAGCCUGCAUGUCAUCGUGAGGUCCAGGGUGAAGACUGUGUACGACAGAAUAUCACUCACAGACCUCCCAGGGCUGCCUAGUGUGCCCCAGCUGGCCAAGCUGCUGUGUGAAGAUGCUGUUGGGCUGCGGUUCAGUCCAGUGCUGUACCCUAAGGCCUCCCAGCUGAUUGUGAGCUAUGACGAGCAUGAAGUGAACGACACCUUCAAGUUUGGGGUCAUCUACCAGAAGUUGGGCCAGGUGUCGGAGGAGGAGUUGUUUGGGAACACUGAGGAGACUCCAGCAUUCACAGAGUUUCUUAGUGUGCUGGGAGACACGGUGGAGCUACAGGACUUUAAGGGAUUCCGUGGCGGUCUGGACGUGACUCACGGACAGACUGGUUCUCAGUCUGUGUACACCAUCCACCGAGAACAAGAGAUCAUGUUUCACGUGUCGACGAAGCUACCCUACACAGAGGGAGACACUCAACAGCUCCAGAGGAAGCGACACAUAGGAAAUGACAUCGUAGCAGCCGUGUUCCAGGAAGAGGCCACGCCCUUUGUGCCGGACAUCAUCGCAUCGAACUUCCUCCAUGCCUUCAUAGUGGUGCAGGUGGAAAACGGCUGCUCGGAAGACACCACUUACAAGGUGUCCGUCACAGCCAGAGAGGAUGUCCCUCCGUUUGGCCCGCCCCUACCCAACCCUGCAGUCUUUAAAAAGGGACCGGAGUUCAGGGAGUUUCUGCUCACCAAGCUGAUCAAUGCAGAGACAGCCUGCUACAAGAGUGACCGCUUUGCCAGACUUGAGGAGCGGACACGGGCCGCCCUGCUGGACGGUCUCCAUGACGAGCUGCACAGACACACCCAGAGCAUGCUGGGAGUGGGCGUCGGGCCUGACGAUGACCGGGCGGAGAACGGCCACGCCCACGGAGGCCUGCUGGAGUCCAUCAAGAGGGCAAUGCGAGGGCGCAGUGUCUCCAUGGAGAUGAUGGCGAAGGGUGGAGGGGGCCUGCCCACUAGUCUGACACACAGUAGUUCUGAGACAUCUAGCGUAAAGUCUCCAGUCAAGAGACGCUCUGGUCUGUUUCCCCGCCUCCUCAGUGUAGACAGCCAGACAGAGAGACAUAGUCAUCGCAGUCUCCAUAGUGACCAGAGGAGCUUUGAUUGUAGCCAUGUGAAGUCAGAGACGCCCUCAAACCCAAGCUCUCCAGAGGCCUGUCCCCACAAGGAAAGCACCGGAAGUUUUAGUACCGCAGUAGGAGAGGUAGAAAUAGUAGAUGACUCUGACCCUAACAGUCUGGCCGCAUCACUCCUCCCUCCAAUCACUGUGGAAGGUCAAAGUUCAGGAACCCCAGUCAUCAUGUGCCGGAGUCCCACAGAAUUUAAGAAUAAGAGCUCACCUAGAUCCAACUUGAAGUUCCGUUUUGACAAGCUCAGCCACUCUGCUGCGGGACACUAGGUGGUAACAGAAAUAGAUGAAAGAACUGAUGAAUCGGUAUUUAAGGCAGCCUGCCUGAACCGAUAAAGAGCUGGAUGGCUGAAUGCGGCUGGACGAACAGUCAGACAGAGGCUACAGGCAGAAAGACAGACAGACAGGCAGGCAGAAAUACAGGCAAGCAUACAUACAUACUUACAGAUAGCCAGACAGACCAACAUACACUACUCACAGGAACCAUAAUGGAGACCCAAGCAGAGUCCUGCUCGGUGAUGGUAAAAGGGGAGUGGUUCACGUCCACCCAGCUCUGUUGAGACCUUAGGAGAAAAGUCCAAACCAGUCACUGCAUCACACUGACACAAAUAACAGAAUGAACAUCAAUAAGAGUGUGGUAUUUUGUUUAUGAGACAAAAAACAUUUUGGAAAAGGAGAAAUGUAUUUGUUUGGCAUACAACUCUUUACUAUUUAUUGGUAAAGGAUGUUUUAUUGUUUGUGUUCGCAAUUGUCUGAAACAAUUAUCCCUGCAAAAGAAGCAGAAAACUGCCUUGUGAUGUCAAGUGAAAUCAAAACAUGCACUAAAUGAUGCGGUUCUGAAUAUUUCCCUGUGUGAUCACAUUUAUGAUAUUUAUAAAUGUGUCACACCGAAAAUAUGAUGGUUGGUAUUUAAUGUAUUUAAUUGCACUGAAAGCACAGAAUCCCUAUUUUCUAAUCAUGCACCUUCCCUAUUUAAAAUGAAACUGUAUCUGGUGUUUAUCAGUACUGUCAUAAAUGAUCUUUGUAAAGUACAGAGUUAAACAGUAUGUACACUCAUUUUCACAUUAAGAAAUAUAUCAGAAAAAAAACAUAAUCCAAAGAUCUAGAUUUAUCUAAUGGCUGCAAACAGAACAUAGUG
This is a messenger RNA of Osmerus eperlanus (European smelt), 3244 nucleotides long. RefSeq names its product rap1 GTPase-activating protein 2-like. Gene Ontology annotation, cellular component: plasma membrane; cytoplasm. The coding region runs from base 346 to 2376 and encodes 676 amino acids. Gene Ontology annotation, biological process: regulation of small GTPase mediated signal transduction; activation of GTPase activity. Lineage: Eukaryota; Metazoa; Chordata; Actinopteri; Osmeriformes; Osmeridae. The record is from RefSeq and is a predicted model, not a curated record. Gene Ontology annotation, molecular function: GTPase activator activity. The transcript has 24 exons.